Messenger RNA from Sturnus vulgaris (Common starling), 2256 nucleotides. It is a transcript of the gene IFT54, whose product is annotated as intraflagellar transport 54. Gene Ontology annotation, biological process: cilium assembly; regulation of microtubule cytoskeleton organization; intraciliary transport. The record is from RefSeq and is a predicted model, not a curated record. Lineage: Eukaryota; Metazoa; Chordata; Aves; Passeriformes; Sturnidae. Gene Ontology annotation, cellular component: ciliary basal body; intraciliary transport particle B; axoneme. Gene Ontology annotation, molecular function: microtubule binding.
UCGAGCCCGGCCCGGUCCCGGUCCCGGUCACCGCGAUGAACGAGGCGGUGUCGCGGCAAACGCGGGAGACCCUGGGGCAGGUGAUCCGCAAGCCGCCGCUCACCGACGCGCUGCUGAGCAAGCCGCCCUUCCGCUACCUGCACGACCUCAUCUCCGAGGUGAUCAGAGUGACAGGUUUUCUGAAAGGACUUUACACAGAUUUUGAGUUGAAGUCAGAUAACGUCAAGGAUAAGGAUUCCAAAAUCAACUUCCUUCAGAAGGCCAUCGAUGCUGUUGUGAUGGUGACAGGAGAGCCACUGUCAGUGAAACCUGCACGAGUGGUGGCUGGACACGAGCCCGAGAAAACCAAUGAGUUUCUUCAGGCAAUUGGGAAGUGUUGCUUAAAUAAGCUGUCCAGUGAUGCUGCUGUAAAAAGAGUCUUGGCUGGGGAAAAAGCUGAUGCUAAAGGAAAACCUCCACCCUCUAAACCUCGAGAUAAAGAAAGCAGAGAGCCCAAAGCAGAAGAACAAAAAAGCCAUAGGAAUAAAGAGAGCAGGAGAGACACUGAAAUUAAAGACAGAAGCCCCAGCAGAGACAGAAAACACAAAGGAGAUUUGAAAGAGAGCAGAGAAAGAGAAAAGGAGAGGGAUAAACAGAAGAAUAAUGAAGAGAGGCACAAAGAACCUGAAAGAGACACCUCGAAGGAAGGAGAAAAACAAGAGAGGGAAAGAAGCAAAAGCAGAAUAACCAAGCAAGGAAGAGAAACAGAAAAACACAAAGAAAAAGGAGACCCAGAGCAAAGAGAUGACCUUGGGCAUGAUAAAGGACAGGAAAGGGAGAAAAGACGUGAAGGAGGAAGAGAAAAGGACAGGCUGAAAGGAAGAGAUAAAAAUAGAGACAGAGAAGGAGAGAAAGACAGAGAGAGAGGAAGAGAUCGGGACAGAGAAAAGGAUGGGGAGCAUUUCAGGGAACACGGAAAGGAGAAAGCAGAGAAAAAGCCCUCAGAUUCUGAAGAAUCCAUGCUUAGAAAGCCACAGAGGUCAACUAAAGACAGCAAGUGCCAGCCAGACGCUGAGAAUGAAACUCCUGCAAGGAUAUCAAAGCAGCCUUCAGCAAAAGGAUCAAGGCAUCGCUCCAAGCCCGGAGAAGAAGGAGCUGUGGACACGAGGAGCAUGGCAGAUGGGAUUUCAGAGGAUGGUGCUGCUGAGCUGCAGGAGAAAAAUGAACCCGGCCUUGCAGAAAAACAGAAAGAAAGAGAAGGGGAGAACGUGGCUCCUGAAAAGCCUGAAAAUGGAGAAGCACCUCCUGAUGUCCCACCUCAGCCUGCCCAAAGACGGAUUCCUCGUCCUGGCAGCGCGAGGCCAGCACCUCCACGAGUGAAACAUCAGGAGAGCACCGAGCUCUUAGUCCCAGAAAGGAGUGGCAGUGCUAGAACAACCCCGAAUGUGAUCAGGGAGCAGCAGGUUUCUGACGAGGAGGACGAGCAGUUCGUGGUGGAGGCAGAAGUGCCCCUGCCAGAGAUGCCAAAGGAGCCAGAAGUGGAGCUGCUUGAGGAUCAAAAGCAUGGUGGGCUGGUGAAAAAAAUCCUAGAAACGAAGAAGGAUUAUGAGGCAUCACAGAAAUCAUCACAGACCACAGACAGGGAGAAGCCAAUUGUCUCAGAAGCAUCCAGGAAGAGGGAGAGAGACUUGGUAGCCAAAGAAAUCGAGAAGUUCCAGGUGUCCAUUCAGACUGUGUGUCAGAAUGCCUUCAGGCUGGGCAGGAUUGUGGAUUACAUCCAGGAGGACAUGGAUGCCAUGAGGAACGAGCUGCAGACGUGGCGCCAGGAGAACAGGGAGCACGCGGAGGCUUUGCAGAGGGAGCAGAGCAUCACAGACAGUGCUGUGGAACCACUAAAAGCUGACCUGGCUGAACUGGAGCAGCUGAUUAAAGACCAGCAAGACAAGAUCUGUGCUGUAAAAGCAAAUAUUUUAAGGAAUGAAGAAAAAAUCCAGAGGAUGGUUCUUAGCAUAAACUUGUCUUCAAGAAGGUGAAGAAGAGGGAAGAGAAAUUAAAGAGCCUUGGGACUCACUGACUGAUAUUGCUACCAAAAAACCAAAAUCCAAAUAGCAGAUAUACCUUGUUCAGGUAUAAAAUGUUUAGGGACCAGAACCCUAAAAAUUGUAUAAAAAAAACCCAUUAUUACAUUGAUUUUUAGAUGUUGAUAUUAUGCAGGAUAAAAUUAUAUUCACUUGAAUACUCCAGUUGCAGAGCUAUUAAAAGAACUUGUUUGUUUAA